Schizophyllum commune H4-8 is the source of this 894-nucleotide messenger RNA. RefSeq names its product ribonuclease H-like protein. Gene Ontology annotation, molecular function: 3'-5' exonuclease activity; nucleic acid binding. Lineage: Eukaryota; Fungi; Basidiomycota; Agaricomycetes; Agaricales; Schizophyllaceae. The coding region runs from base 1 to 894 and encodes 297 amino acids. Gene Ontology annotation, biological process: nucleobase-containing compound metabolic process. The transcript has 6 exons. The record is from RefSeq and is a predicted model, not a curated record.
AUGUCUUUUCCUUUGUCCUACGCACGGUCCCGCGUCUUCAACCCGGCGACGCUACCCGCUAGUGUCCGCCGGUUCUACGCCCAGGACAUGGCGCACACGGAUGCCUUGCUAGCCGCCCACUUCCCGUCGACGGGUCCCGGCUCGCACUUCAGGGUCCUCGCCUUCGACGUCGAGUACACCGGCCGGAAGCACAGCGAUGUUGCUAUCAGGCCGAUGUCUAUACCGCUUCCGCGGACGCAGGAUCACUUCAUCCGUCUCCUCACGAUCGCCCGCGAUGGAGUCGUCAUCGCUUUCGAUCUGUUGGUACUCGCGGGUGUACCGGCGCGAUUGAUUGAGAUGUUGCGCGAUCCCAACAUCAUCAAAGUCGGCGUCGAGCUCAAGGGCGACUCGAUCCUCCUCCUUCGUCACUUCGCGGUCCCCGUUCACAACGGGUGGGAGAUUAGUCAGCUCUGGAAGAGCAUGCAUCCCUCCAUUGAAGUGGCUCCUCUCACCACCCACAUCUCGCUCGACGACAUGGCGCGCAUCGUUCUCGGCGUCAAGGUCGACAAGCUUCAGCAGACUAGCGACUGGUCGGCGCCUGCGUUAUCCGUCGAGCAGAUCGAAUACUCCUACCUCGACGCUUACAUCCUCGUGCCCAUUAUGCACGUUGUGCUGCAUGAGUACGAGAUGGGCGUGUGGCCUCACUUCACCGCUAGUUCGUUCUCUUUCAACGCCGACUUCGUCGUGGACGGAGCUAUUGUUCCCCCUGGACCUCAAACUCUCGGUAGCGAUAUUCGUGUCUGGGGCGUCGGAGAUGUUGUUCCCAGCGGUGGGGGUGACUGGACGCCGCGCCACGCUGUAUUGGAUCGCUACAACGCCUCCAUAUACACAUCAUUGUUAUUAUUUCUUUUGUAG